Messenger RNA from Pleuronectes platessa (European plaice), 738 nucleotides. It is a transcript of the gene tlcd5b, whose product is annotated as TLC domain containing 5b. NCBI's taxonomy places the organism in Eukaryota, Metazoa, Chordata, Actinopteri, Pleuronectiformes, Pleuronectidae. The record is from RefSeq and is a predicted model, not a curated record. Gene Ontology annotation, cellular component: membrane. The transcript has 2 exons. Bases 1 to 738 code for a protein of 245 amino acids.
AUGGCCGUGCUGACGGUGAGCUGCAGCCUGAUUGGCUGGCUGUGUCUCUACCUGUUGUUCCGCUUCCUCUUCGCCCGGCGGGGGCCCGAGUGGAGCUGUCGUCUGGUCACUCUGUCCCACGGGGUCGUCAUCGUGCUGCUGACGGCGUACGUGGCCUUCAUCGAUGGACCCUGGCCCUUCACACACGCAGGGACGGAGAACACCGAGCUCCAGAUCUUCGCCCUGUCCGUCUGCCUCGGCUACUUCUUCUUCGACAUCGGCUGGUGCGUGUUCUACGGCACCGAGGGCCCCCUCAUGCUGGCCCACCACGCCGCCAGCAUCCUGGGCAUCCUGCUGGCCCUGCUCAUCGGGGUGUCGGCCUGCGAAACCUGCGCCGUGGUCCUGGGCAGCGAGGUCACCAAUCCCCUGCUGCAGAGCCGCUGGUUCCUCCGGCGGCUGGGCCUGUACGACAGCCUGCUGGGUGACGCCGUGGACCUGCUGUUCAUUCUACUGUUCGCCACCGUGCGCGUGGGGGUCGGCACGUGGAUGUUUUACUGUGAGCUCACGUCCCCCAGGACCUCGCUGGUGAUGAAGCUGGGAGGCGUGGUCAUGUACGGUCUGGCCUGGGUGUUCAUGGUGGACAUCGGCAGAUUUGCCUUCAAGAAAAGCAGAUCCAAGUAUAAAAGGUGGAAAGAGAAUCACAAGCUCAAAGAAAUCAACACAGAGAAAGUGGACGGAUACGAGCGACUGAAGGAAUGA